AUUGGUCGCGAACUCCAUACGUCACGGGAUGCCGGAUGACACGUACUCUGGUUGGCUAGAAUACUUUCCUACGUCACCAUUCCCAGCCGGUGGCGAGUGUGGUUGGUGGAAGCAAGACGAGUGUUUGGCGGGAAAGCGGCGCGUCCCUGGCAUGGCAUCACCCUUCCAACCAUUGUUUACCUUUUCCAUUUAAACCCGCUGGCUGCCUUGAACCUGGAACUCACCGUGCACGCAGGUCGUGACACACCCUGAAAGAUAACCCCGCUUGGGAGUAACGUAAGAUAUGGACGUCAGCUUGUGGUAAAUCAGGGGAGUAGCAACAAGUGGUUGUGAGAGGAGAGAGAGAGAGAGAGAGGCGCCAUCAGGAACCCAGGAAGUGUUGGUGGCGGCGUGCCUCACGAUGUGUUGUAGUGAUUGACAAGGUGUAUGUGUAGCUGUAUGCUGUCAGAUAAACACUGCUGCUACGUGUCAUCUGAUCCGUGGAGGGAAGUUUUGGGUGGUGUAGGUUCCUCGUGCAGGCCUGACUAGUAGGAUGGCUGAGGGCAAUGGAGGGGCAACAGGGGAGCCUGUAGCUCACCGCACGCGAGGGGCUUUAGAAGAACUGCCUCGUUCCACCACAAUCACCCUUCACCAGACCUCUCCAGGCAAUGUGGACAACCUCACUUGGUCAGCUACAGUCAAUCUCCCAUCCUCAUAUCUAUCCCCAACACCCUCACCUGAUGAGCUGAUCAUCAGAGAGAGAGGGAGGAGAUCACUACCCAUUGAGUGGUCCCCUAUACCCAUUGAAAGUCCCAUCAAGCGAACAGACAAGACUCCUAUCAAGAGAUCUCCUACCAAAGGCUUGAUUGUCCUUCGUUCUUCACCCAGAAAGCGCCUGCAACUGUCUGAUGCUUCACCAAAGGAGAUUCUAGAGAGUAGACAGAGAAUGAUGCAGAUGUCUCCAAUUUUGAAGAAGUGUAGGAGCCUGACAGUCUCUCCUGCACAGUCUCCCCCUGAGGUGGCUAUCAAGGGCCUUUCCCAAAACCAGUUGGUGGAGGUGCUAAGUCAUGUACUGAAUAGACACCCAGAACUAAAAGAUGAAGUUUCUGACAUCCUGCCUCAACCAGAUCUGAAAGAGAUGGAAGAGAAAUUAAAUCUCCAGAAAAAAUGUGUAUUCAAGUCCCUGCCAAUUUCAAGGCUUACCUCCAAGACCGAUUCACCUGCUUAUAACAAGGCAGCCCCACAUCUUGCAAGCUUUAAGAGGACCUUGUUAGAGCAGUGCAACCAGUUGGUAGAGGCAGAGCAGUGGGUGAGUCUUGUGGACUACUCCCUGCUGGCCUGGUCAUAUGUGCGUGCCACUCCCAUCUGGGAUUCACAGCAACACAACAGCUGCCGACGUACAUGCUUCAAAACCCUUGCCCAGCACUGCCUCCAGGGUCUGAAGAAGGUUAACUGGCUACCUGAGCGACUGGAGAGCUUGCUGAAGAAGGUGGAGCAGUGUCGCUCUGACCAUGAUGAAAUGCAGCCGUGUGUGGAUUACCUGCGCACUGUGCUUAGUAACCAAGUAUGAUGUUUGCAGCCAUCAAAUGCUACAAGUUGAUCAUGACCCUCUGGAAGAUUAAGUGUUUUCAUUCUCUUAAAUGAUGAAAAAUUCUGUUUAGUAAUAUUUUCAUCUUUCAACAAAUCUAGUUGUUUCAGAACUAGGUAUAAGUUUGUUUUUUUGUGGUUACAUCAGUCUUGCAAUACUCAUCAUUAAGUUGAUCAUUGUUAUAGUCUGUCAUUGACAUUGGUACAACAUCACACCAAAAGGAAAACAGAAAACAGCGAUACAGGAUGUAGCUUGAGUAUCACUAUUACAAUUAAUUUUGUCUUUUACACAGAAUCUCAUCUUUAAAGAAAUGGUGUUCUUAAUGUUUCUUGUAGCAUUCUUGUUAUUUUGAUGAUCUUGAAAAAGUCUAUAUCUCUGGAGAAGACACAGUGAAGUUUGUAGUGAAAUAUGAAAACCAUGACAUUAUCAGUCAGGAAAGUGAAAAAUAGUCUAUAAUUCUGUGGAUCUUGGGACCAACAAUAUUAAUGCUAUGCACAAAAGGAAAUGUAUGCUGUGACACCAUGAUAGACUGAAGAUGUCAUGGGGAUCAGAACCAAUGAAGUUUAGUUAAUGGACAAAUUGCACAAAGCAGCACAGCUUGUUGAGAUAUCUAGAUUACUGAACUAAUAAUAUUGACUGCUGUGAUCAUCAGGAAAGAAAUAUAACACACAGAACAAAUUCUCAAGCAGUAACUUGAAAAAUCUUGCAUCAGAAGCAGGCUUAUAGAGAUACACUUGAUGCUCAAGCUUGAGAACAGCCGAGGCAUGGGCAUGCUGUCAAUGUAUACUGAAAUAUUUAAUGAAAAGUGGAAAUUAUGACGCUUGUGGUAUUUAUGAGUGUUUCAAGUUCUCUCAUGACUUAAUGGAAAAAAGAUGUAACUGACAGUGACUUAAAAUAUUCCAAUCCAGAUUAUAAUGAAAAGAAAAUGAUGGUGGAGCAAUUGUUAGAGUAUUUCAUUUUAAUGUUUUGAAUAUGAAUGUUCAUUUUUUUUUUUUUUUACAAGGUUUUAGGCAUUAUUAUAAUAAUGGUUACAAUAACUAUUAUUAUUAUUAUUAUUAUUAUUAUUUUACUUAUGUAAAUAAUGAUAGUUUUAUAUAUUUAUAGAUGCCAGUUUUGUAAUGUUCAAUUUUUAAGGUUGUUAGUAAGAUAUAUGAUGAGAGUUGACUGGGGAAGUAGUUAUCUUUAGUUCAUCUUUCCCUUACAGUAUGUUCCUCUGAUUGCCAAGAAGGUUAUUUUCAUAACUUUAGAUAGUCUAGGCUAACCACUUAAUUCUGUGUUUUGAAUGUUGUGAAUUUAGAAAGUUAUGCCCGAGUCUCUGCGUUUCCAUUACUAUGUUCAUGUACAGUCAAGGCAAGGAAAGUUUGCUGACUUGUAUCAGACACUCAGGGACUGAUAUUGUGAAUAUGAAUCACUUACAUCAAUGGACUGCCUUCGUUUUAUAUAUUUAUUGAGGUAUUUAGGUUAUUUAUUUUGUACAGAUAUUUGUACACACACACACACACACACACGGAUAUCCACAUUUUUUUUUUUUUUUUUUUUUUUUUUUUUUUUUUUUAGCAAUGCCAAGGAUCACCAUUUUUGUUGUACUAUAGUCAGUUGAAGGAAUCUAGUCAUAAUGGGGUGUAAUUGGCACAUAUGUCAUCCUAGCUGCCAAAACAGACAAUUUUUGACUAAAGAGAUAGGUGGUACAAUAAUUUCUUAGUAGCAUGUACAGUUACUGUCGUUCUUUAGUUUAAUGGACUAAAGAGGACAAAAGGUGGCUUUAUGUUGAGGAUUCUUUAGGUUGAUUUUACCCAUGAUUGUUGCUAAAAAGAACAUAGUCAGGAAUCUAUAGACCAGAUCAUGUUAUGUUCAUUCACAAGUCAGCCCAUAUCUGAUACUUGUUGUCUGACAUUUAAGAUUAUUUAUUGUUUUUAACAAUCCCAGAAAUAUGCCAUCCUGUUUGAUCAUUGUUCUUCAUCAUCAAUACCACAUGGAUGAGGUCAUAAAAUCAGGGAUGCAUAGAGUAUUUGCUACCGAGAUUUUGUAAAUCAGGGUUGCUGUUAAAAUUACAGACAUUCUUUAUUGUUUAUAGCUCUUCUGUCAAGAUCAUCACAGUUUUGACUUGUGUCCUCAAACUUAGGCCUCAGACUGUACAGUAGAAAAGAAAGGGAAAAACAGUAGGGCAUGCAUUUCCAGCCAGUAUCAUUAUUUUAUUAUUUAUAUGAUAUGUAUAAGGAUUCAGUCAUAAAUUGAUUAGCAGAGUUUUGUAGGAAAUGUACAAAUGUUAAGAUGUAAAGUACACUCUACUUUCAUUAUUUCUAACUGUGUAACAUGUUAUUGAUCACUGCUUGGGAAACUGAAUUUGAAGAAGCCAAAUUUCUACAUGGCUGUUCACAGUUAUUGAUAAUACAGCAAUGGUGAUGUGCAGCAUUGUUUAUGCCAUCACAUCUCAAAGGUUACCAAGCUGCUGGAAGAACAUUUUUCACAUAGAUGACAGCAGUGGUAUGCUUGGAACUUGAUGGCUGUGAAGUUUAAGUACAAUAUGUGUAAGUUAAGACCAAGGAAUUUUUUUUUACUUGACACAUCUUGAAACUUAUAUUUUUCCCUCAUUGAGGUGUAUAGUGUUGUCCUUGCUAACCAGGUGUAAGAUGUUACUGCACAUUCAGUUACUGUAAAUCUGAAGGAGAAAUCUUCAUUGACCAAUCUUAAGUCAGCAAAUUUUUUAAUACAUUUCUUCCAUAAUAUUUCCUUAUAAUUAUAUAAAACAUUGUGUCAUUAUAUUACAAAGGUUUUGUUGGCAGUUCCCAGGUGGUGCCACUAGAUCCAAAUUACUUAGGAAAUUAAUUUCCAUUAGUUUAAGUGUCAACUAUGAUAAAAGUUAACAGAUUUAUAAAUUUUGCCUGUUGCAUGAUGGGCAACCAAAAUGAUCAUGGGUAGAGAUACCAAUGUCAUGGGGGAGUGGCUAUGUAGUACAUGACAAACAUAAAUAAUAGUGGUAUUUCUGGCAGCAGAGGAAGGGUGUGGCUAACAGCCUAACUAAUGAGCUUUGAAUGUGCCUUACAAAAAGAGAAAACUCUUAAUGGUCUCACACUUAACAUUUUUUUUUAUUCUAAUUAUUAAAAGUCCAUAUGUGUCCAGUUUUUAAUAAAAUUUUUAGUAAGAA
Scylla paramamosain (green mud crab) is the source of this 4712-nucleotide messenger RNA. RefSeq lists its product as uncharacterized. NCBI's taxonomy places the organism in Eukaryota, Metazoa, Arthropoda, Malacostraca, Decapoda, Portunidae. The record is from RefSeq and is a predicted model, not a curated record. Gene Ontology annotation, biological process: nuclear protein quality control by the ubiquitin-proteasome system; proteasome localization. Bases 533 to 1549 code for a protein of 338 amino acids. Gene Ontology annotation, molecular function: proteasome binding. The transcript has 6 exons. Gene Ontology annotation, cellular component: nuclear membrane; nucleus.